GAGAGAGAGAGAGAGAGAGAGAGAGUAGAGAGGGUUUAGCAGUAUUCUCUUAUCUUACGCAUCAGGGUAAGAGGAUACCAAACUAUGGAGCUUAUCACAAAUAGACUCAGAUUUGUUUUAUAGAGGAAUUUCACUCGCAAGAGGUUUCAGCUUUGGACUUAUCUUUCCCCCAACGUUUUUUUUUUUUUACUUUGCAUCACCCACCGUCGAAAAUGCCUGCUUUGGGGGUUUGGAUUAACGCAAUUUGGAUUUUACUUUUUGCCAGUUUUGACGCAGCUUUUUCAAGCUAUUCCGAAGACCAGUGCAGCUGGAGAGGAAGUGGUUUGUCCCAGCAGCAGGGCAGCGUGGAGCAGAUUUCCCUCCACUGCUCUGAGGGCACACUGGACUGGCUCUAUCCCAAAGGGGCCCUGCGCCUCACCCUGUCACCCCGCCUGCCCUCCGUGGCAGUGGGACCCGGUGGCAGCAGCUCGGGCCUCAUCACGGCCUGCGUCAAGCCCUCUGAGCAGUUCCACGGAGCCCAGCUGUACCUGGAGAGAGAUGGGGUCCUGGAGCUGCUGGUAGGGGACCGCCUGGAGUCCUCUCCCCCACCGAGGGUUCGCUGCUUCAGUCGCCUGCCUGGGGAGAGGGUGGCUCUCUUCCUGCAAGCUACACCUCAUCAGGACAUCAGCAGGAGGAUCGCCUCCUUUCGCUAUGAGCUGAGAGGAGACUGGACCGCUCGCCUGUCACUGGACUCCAACCCCAUCAGCAGUGAAGAGGCCUGCAGACCCUGCAACAACACUGAGAUUCUCAUGGCCGUUUGCACCAGUGACUUUGUGGUGCGAGGCAACAUCCGAUCAGUGGUGGAAGACGAUAACCUGCGAGCAGCGGUGAUCAAGGUCAGCGCCACCCGGGUGUUCCGUCAGAAGUACGCCCUGUUCACCGGCAACAGUCGUUUGACCAGCCGGGGUGAGGUCAGGACUCUGCUGCAGUGUGGCGUCAAACCGGGACCCGGCAGUUUUCUCUUCACCGGUCGGGUCCACUUUGGGGAGGCCUGGUUGGGCUGCGCUCCCCGCUACAAGGACUUCCAGCGGGCUUACACUAUAGCCAAAGCAGCCCAGCAGAUACCGUGUGAGCUGCCUGUCGACUGAGUUAAAACCUCUGCAGCAGCUUGUCGAGUCGAGGCCACAAUGAAAGCCAGGCCAACCUCAGCCCUGUUCCAUGUUUUUGGAAGAAGCCAUGGUGUGCAAGUGUUGGCCGAUGCAGCCAUGGCGCCACCAACGUCUUCCCAAAGGUCUCAGGAGUGAAAUGGACUUUCCCCAACACCAUUUCAGUGCAAUAUGCAGUCACCGGGUCAGAAAGAAGCCGGUGGAGUUGUGACAUGAGGGACGUGGUUGAAAGCAUUUGGCAUUGGAAUAGUUUUUACACACAGCGAUGCCAUUAUGCAGGUUCAGAGAAGAUCUAUUGAAAAGCUUUCCAUUCGGGAUAAAUUAAGUCAAGCCGUUAAAUCAGGCCUAUUGAGAGUCAUUGCUUUUAAACUCAGGAAAAUAUAUUAAAAGUUCUAUAGAAAGCUUACUGCCAAUUAGUUGGUAUCCCAGUGAGAAUACACUUUAGAUACCCUUUUGUUCAGGAAAUGUCUGGCCAUGGGAAAGUGACGUUAUGCUGGCUACCCCCUGUGCUGGGGUCGUCCUCAGUGUUACUAUUAUUAAGGAGAUUAUAUAAAAAUGUCCUCACAAAACAAAAAGAUAUAUUUGCACUGAUAAAGGAAAGGGAAUGAUCUGGAAAGUGAUGCUGCAAGCACUGAAAACCAAAUAAAAAGCAACUAUAUGUAGCAUAGAAGUGGAGCAAUGGAGAAUUUAAUAUAUGUACAGAGAAUGUGAGCACAUGUGACACACAGCUGAGGCUACCUGAGCAUGUUUCACUUAAACUAGUGCUGAGAGCACUUUCAUAUUCUCGCCGACUCUGAGAUUUUACUUAUAUACAUAUAUACUUAGAUACAGGCUUUUAAGAGAGGCCUGUGUUUCACUACAUUUCAGGAGCAAUUGAACUAAUUGGACUACAUUAGAUAUGUUGUUGAGUGGAAUUGCAGCAGUGAUGCCAAAGCAGUUAUACGUUUUGCUGUUGUCAAAGUCAUUCACUGCGCUCUGCUGAUGUUGCCGCAUAUUAUCCACAUGUAUAUAUUCAGCAAUGUUCAUAAAACUGAUGACAACAGCCAUUCAUAACCGAAGUCCAGUGGUUAUUAUGUGAUGUAAAUGUGACGGUGUGGAGGAAAUAGAAUCGUCUAACCAGCUUUUUGGUGGGAAAAACAAUUUAUUACACUGGACGAGGCUCAAGAGAAACGCAAAGAAAUAUGCAUUUAAUGUAAAACAAAUUCUAUUAAAUGUUUCAUAUCUAUCGUGCACUAUAUCAACAAGGGGGGGUCAUACCAAAUCACCGCGGUGUAAUGAAGCGGUAUGUCUUAAAAUGCGUACACUGCCAUUUCUGCUGUUUUAUUUUUGAUGUGAAUAUAUGUUAAUAGCAAUGUGAAAUGUAAAUAUGUUAAUAAGAAAUUCUAGAAAACGACGGCAUGAAAACAAGUCUGUGGAAAAAAACAACAUUGUGUCAUUAUUGUGGAUUAUUUGUGUGUUUGUCUGUGUUAUUAAAAUAUACUUUGAGAACA
Molecule: messenger RNA, 2635 nt
Organism: Cottoperca gobio
Lineage: Eukaryota; Metazoa; Chordata; Actinopteri; Perciformes; Bovichtidae
Gene: metrn
Product: meteorin, glial cell differentiation regulator
Exons: 4
Coding region: 213-1127 (304 amino acids)
Biological process (GO): positive regulation of axonogenesis; glial cell differentiation
Molecular function (GO): hormone activity
Source: RefSeq, a predicted model, not a curated record